Peromyscus eremicus (cactus mouse) is the source of this 1797-nucleotide messenger RNA. It is a transcript of the gene Crhr2, whose product is annotated as corticotropin releasing hormone receptor 2. Gene Ontology annotation, biological process: cell surface receptor signaling pathway; long-term synaptic potentiation; adenylate cyclase-modulating G protein-coupled receptor signaling pathway. The transcript has 13 exons. Lineage: Eukaryota; Metazoa; Chordata; Mammalia; Rodentia; Cricetidae. Gene Ontology annotation, molecular function: corticotropin-releasing hormone receptor activity; G protein-coupled peptide receptor activity; corticotrophin-releasing factor receptor activity. Gene Ontology annotation, cellular component: axon terminus; dendrite; plasma membrane. Bases 1 to 1296 code for a protein of 431 amino acids. The record is from RefSeq and is a predicted model, not a curated record.
AUGGGGGUUCCAGGCUGUCUUCCCAGUGCACGGCUCCUCUGCCUGCUUUGCCUGCUCCCACUGCUCCAGGUGGCCAGACCAGGCCAGGUGCCCCAGGACCAGCCCCUGUGGGCCCUUUUGGAGCAGCACUGCCACAGGACCACGACGCUCAUCAAUCUUUCAGGUCUCUACUCCUACUGCAACACGACCUUGGACCAGAUCGGGACUUGCUGGCCCCAGAGCACGCCCGGAGCCCUGGUGGAGAGACCGUGCCCCGAGUACUUCAAUGGCAUCAAGUACAACACGACCCGGAAUGCCUACCGAGAAUGCUUGGAGAAUGGAACAUGGGCCUCCAGGAUCAACUACUCACACUGUGAACCCAUUUUGGAUGACAAGCAGAGGAAGUAUGACCUGCAUUACCGAAUCGCCCUCAUUGUCAACUACCUGGGCCACUGUGUUUCUGUGGUGGCCCUGGUGGCCGCUUUCCUGCUCUUCCUGGUCCUGCGGAGCAUUCGCUGCCUGCGGAACGUGAUCCACUGGAACCUCGUCACCACCUUCAUCCUGAGGAACGUCACAUGGUUCCUGCUGCAGCUCAUCGACCAUGAAGUGCACGAGGGGAACGAGGUCUGGUGUCGCUGCAUCACCGCCAUCUUCAACUACUUCGUGGUCACCAACUUCUUCUGGAUGUUUGUGGAGGGCUGCUACCUGCACACGGCCAUCGUCAUGACGUACUCCACCGAGCACCUGCACAAAUGGCUCUUCCUCUUCAUUGGAUGGUGCAUCCCCUGCCCCAUUAUUGUCGCCUGGGCGGUUGGCAAACUCUACUAUGAGAACGAACAGUGCUGGUUUGGGAAGGAACCUGGUGACUUGGUGGACUACAUCUACCAGGGCCCCAUCAUCCUCGUGCUCUUGAUCAAUUUUAUAUUUCUGUUCAACAUCGUCCGGAUCCUGAUGACAAAAUUACGAGCAUCCACCACAUCUGAGACAAUCCAGUACAGGAAGGCGGUGAAGGCCACGCUGGUCCUCCUCCCCCUGCUGGGCAUCACCUACAUGCUCUUCUUCGUCAAUCCUGGAGAGGACGACCUGUCCCAGAUUGUGUUCAUCUAUUUCAACUCUUUCCUGCAGUCCCUCCAGGGUUUCUUUGUGUCUGUUUUCUAUUGCUUCUUCAAUGGAGAGGUGCGCUCAGCCCUGAGGAAGCGAUGGCACCGUUGGCAGGAUCAUCAUUCCCUCCGAGUGCCUGUGGCCCGGGCCAUGUCCAUCCCCACAUCGCCCACCAGGAUCAGCUUCCACAGCAUCAAGCAGACAGCCACGGUGUGACCCUCUGGCCUCCAUCACUACACCACUGAGGCGGCGUCCCCAUCCUCUACAGCCUUCCCCUGGGUCCUCCUUGCUACACUGACCCUUGGGGUGCAGGAAAAGGAGGAGAGAGAUCCACUCUCCAGCCUGGAAGGAAAGGAACGCUUUGGGAGGGGGCUCUGAAGGACCAGGGCCCAGUGCAGCCACAAGUCUGCAAGCAAGAGGGAGCAGAGGGCUGCUGCAGACCCCUCAAAAAGAGAGGCUCUCACAUCCUCAAGGCUUUGCACACCCAGCCUCUUGCAGAUCCUCACUGUAGCACCAUUUGCAUAUGAAGAAAUGGAGGUGCAGAGCAGGCAAGGGCCUGGCCAAGUCACACAGUUACUUGUCCCACUCACAGCACCCAUAGUUGGCUCUGCUCCUUGAUUUCUGGCUCCGUACUUAGGGGUGCCCUCUGUAGGUGGAGGAGACAAGAAUUAACUUAUCUGGCUUCAUCCCAGGGACUGUCUAGCAGAGAAGCCUCCC